UUUAGAACGGAGGUCUCGGUUCAUGAGUCCCCUAGUGCCGGGUAAAGCGCAACUCUUUGAUCAAGUAUUUUGACAGAGUUCAUAUUCUGUUGGUUGUAAAGUCACACCGACACAAUUACAGGUCAUAUUGCGACCUCUCAGCUUUCCGUGGUUGAGGAAGGUCACAGGUAUAUGCACCUCUGGGCAUUAUUUUUGACACGAACGGCAGCUUGGUAGAACCAUUGAUCUUCAGUAAGCCUGAUGAAUGGUGUCCUCAUAUGAAAUAAAAUUUAGAUCAAAACUGGGGUUUCAAACCAACUGCUGUGAGGGGCAAAUAUUUUGAAUGCCAUGAUCUUAAUCAUCCAAAAGGAGUAAGUGAACCAAAAGUACCGACAAUAUAACAGCAGACUCCGAGUAUAAAUAUAUAUCGUUACGACUGGUGUUCUGGUUUCAAUCAACCGCGAGAAACAUGAAGAAAUUUACAUCUUGUCUGACAUUUUAAAAUCAAAAAUUACUUAUUUACCGAACGAAGCUAUCAGAAAGCUUUUGUGUUCAACCCUUUGUGCGCAUGUGUUUUGUUUGACAUACUUCUUUUACUUCCGGCUCAUUGCGAUAGUUCGUGAAAACUUAAUGUUUUAUUAAAACAGACUAUGUGGAAAUUUGAUAUAUCAUACAUUGGUAGAGCAUUUCGAAGAGUGGUGUAUGUCAAAUAUUAAAUUUGAUAAAUUCGAGUACCAGCUUACUGAGUUCAAAGGGAUGUGUAAUCCCAUUUGCAAAAGUAACAGUCAAAAUUUAAUAAGACUAACAAGCUGAGCCGUGUUAAAGAGUGCUACUUUUCCUCUGGUACAUAUGUGGUAACAGAGAACGGAAUGAUUUAUGCAAAAAAGGUGUACGUCAAACGUAUCGAAAAGUGAUAUAAAUAAAUAUUACAUUCUUACUAGCAUGAGCAUGAACAGCUGGGAUGACUUACGUGCAAAUGUGAUGUGGCUACAUGACUGUAAAAGCAUAAUCCAUCGAGAGUAUUUUCUUUAGGUAUAAUAAAGCUAAAUAAGUACACUAUGGCGGGUAAAGCGUAUUUAAUGAUGUACUGUUGCAUUAUCUUCUUGUUAAGUGUUGUUCAAACGUGUUAUUCAACGGAAAUAAAAUUGGGCAUACUUCUACCGGAGGCCGAUACUUAUCCAUUUAGUAUAAAAUGGGUUCUACCCGCACUGGAAAUUGCAAUUGAAAAGGUUCUUCCUUCGAUAGUACCAGGAAUUAAUGUGUUACAAGAAGUAAAAAAUUCUAAUUGUUCUAUGGAUCUUGCACCUAAAGCAGCUGUCGAUUUAUAUGCGGUUGAACAUGUACAUGUGUUUAUUGGACCCUUUUGUGAUUAUGCAGUAGCUCCUGUCGCGCGAUUCAGUCCUCACUGGAAUAUUCCAGUACUAAGUGCAGGCGCACUGGCUGCAGACUUUAAAUAUGAAAAGUCUGAGUUUAAACUGCUAACUCGCGUACACGGAACCAACUCUAAUACGGUUGAAGCAUUCGUAGCUAUGGCAAAUAGUUUUAACUGGACAAAUAUAGCCGUCAUACAUUUUGAGAAAAAUUUUAGGGAAUCAGCUUGCCGUAUCUUGGUUCAGAACCUACUUUAUCACUUAAGGGUCAAGUCUCAAAGAAGACCAUGGGUUGGAAAAGUUAAAGACACAAAUCCAUACCAUUCAGAUAUCGAGGAAAUACUUCAUUCUGCUUCGUUACAAUCCAGAAUGUGUGGUGUUUCGUACGUUUCUACAAAGAUAUAGCAUGACAACGCUUCGUCUAACGUUUGCUUGUUUUCAGUUUUGGUUCUGUGUGCGAGUCCAAAUCUAAUUCGAGAAACUAUGAUAAAGGCACAUGAACUAAAC
Molecule: messenger RNA, 1856 nt
Organism: Mercenaria mercenaria
Lineage: Eukaryota; Metazoa; Mollusca; Bivalvia; Venerida; Veneridae
Product: atrial natriuretic peptide receptor 3-like
Exons: 2
Coding region: 1038-1754 (238 amino acids)
Molecular function (GO): signaling receptor activity; peptide hormone binding
Source: RefSeq, a predicted model, not a curated record